AUGUCCUCCUCCCAGCUCUUCAUAGUUCUUGCCAUCCUUGCCAUUGUCUCCCCUACCAUUUCGGCAACAGAUUAUAUUGUUGGCGAUGACAAGGGUUGGACCAUUAAUGUUGAUUACCAAGCUUGGGCUCAGGGAAAGCUCUUCUAUGUUGGUGAUAACCUCGUAUUUAACUACCCAGAAGGAGCUCACAGUGUGCUUAAGGUGAAUGGAACUGGGUUUCAAGAAUGUGCAGCUCCUGCAGGAACUGUGGCAUUAACAAGUGGACAGGAUGUGAUAAACCUAGCAACGCCAGGAAGAAAAUGGUACAUUUGCGGUGUUGCUAAGCACUGUGAAGUCGGACCCCAGAAGCUUUUCAUUACUGUUAUGCCAGCUGCUUCCUAUGCUCCUAGUCCAAGCCCCACUACGUCUGCAGCAACUACAAGUGCUGUUAAUGGAGCAAGAUUUGGGUGGACGAUCAUUGUUAUUGGCAUUCUUGGGAUGCUCGUCUAG
This is a messenger RNA of Fragaria vesca subsp. vesca, 489 nucleotides long. RefSeq names its product mavicyanin-like. Gene Ontology annotation, molecular function: electron transfer activity. The coding region runs from base 1 to 489 and encodes 162 amino acids. Lineage: Eukaryota; Viridiplantae; Streptophyta; Magnoliopsida; Rosales; Rosaceae. The transcript is spliced from 2 exons. Gene Ontology annotation, cellular component: plasma membrane. The record is from RefSeq and is a predicted model, not a curated record.